UGCAACCUCUCGAUUUACAUUAUGAAUUACCACGGGAGUACGCGAUUUAAUUCGAUCCACGCGAGUCCAAAGUCCACCGUAGAAGGACGGAACGCAUCUGAUUUAUUUUAAUAGAUGCAAUCGCUGGUACUGAGACGCGAGCAGUAAUAUCGUGAACUAAGAUAAAGUGCUCUCUUUCGCGCGAUAAGGUAUUGCAUCGAACAAACAAAUACGGAUAAACGUAUAAAAUGGCGUACUUGAUCGCUUUGGCGAUCAUAGCGGUGGCCGCUGCCAUUUUCGGGCCGCGAAUCUUCGCUGCUUAUAAGAAACGCCGUAAAAUCGCCGAGGUUAUCGACAAACUUCCCGGGGCCCCGUGGUACCCGAUCCUCGGUACCACUUUGCCGCUCCUGAAGACUUCGCGAGAAGACCUGUUCCGCCACGUCAUAAGCAGGCACGACGUCUACGGACCCGUCUACAGGAGUUGGUUGCUCCAGGAGCCGGUUAUCCACAUCUGCAAGGCGGAGCAUAUCGAGGUUCUGCUCAAGAGUUCCGUAAACAUCAACAAGGGGCAGGCUUACGCGUACUUCGAGCCGUGGCUCGGUCAGGGUCUGCUGACCGGGGGCGGCAAGAAGUGGAAGACGCACCGGAAACUGAUCACGCCGGCUUUCCACUUCAGCAUCUUGGACAAAUUCGCGGAGACUUUCGUCGAGCGCGCGGACGACCUGGUGCGCAUCCUGGAGUCUAAAGUCGGCAAAGGGUACUUCGAUGUUAACCCCUACGUCACCAAGUGCGCAUUGGACAUAAUCGCGGAAACCUCCAUGGGAAGGAAAAUAAACGCAAUGAAGGAUCCAGAGUCCCAGUACGUCGACGCCAUAGUGAGCGUGUGCGAAAUAGCAUCGUGGAGGUACGCCAACCCUAUCUGGGCCAACGACUUCCUCUUCCAAUUCACCUCGACCGGCAAGAGGUUCUACAAGAACGUCAAGUACAUCGAGGAGUUCACCCAAAAGAUCAUCAUGGACAAGAGAGCGGAGAUUGACGGUCCGCGACCAAACGUUAAGGUCGACGAACUCGGCAGGAAGGAGAAGCAAUCGUUCAUAGACAUCUUGCUCUCCAAUCAGGGUCAGGAUCGAUUCACAGAUCGCGAGAUCAUCCACGAAAUCAACACGUUCAUGUUUGCGGGUCAAGACACCAGCUCCACGACCACGGCGUUGACGUUGUUCGCUUUAGGCAAUGACCCUAGGAUCCAGGCCAAAGUCCACGAAGAGCUCGAUUCUGUACUAGGAGUUACCGACGGACCCAUAACCUCUCAAGACGUCGCCUCCUUGGAGUACCUCGACCGGGUGGUUAAGGAAACGCUCAGAGCGUACUCAUUCGUACCCGAAAUUGCGAGGGUUCUCGAGGAGGACAUCGUGUUGGACGACUUACGCGUCCCGGCAGGGGUGACCGUCAUCAUGGACCUUUACAAUCUGCACCACGACCCGGAACAUUAUCCCGAUCCGGAAAAAUUCGACCCGGACCGGUUUCUACCGGAAGCCAGUAAUGCUAGGCACCCAUAUGCCUACAUACCUUUCAGCGCUGGACCUAGGAACUGCAUAGGCCAAAAGUUCGGGAUACGUAACGCGAAGACGAUGCUGGCUUCGAUACUGAGGAAGUUCAGGGUUAGGAGCCGCGACAAGCCGGAGGACAUGAGGUACUAUCUGGAAUCGGUGCUCAGACCGCAGAACGGGAUCAAUAUGGAGCUGGAGUUGCCAUCUACUCUCAACCAUAGUCUGGAUUAUCUGCUGGUCAAUUUAAGGCUCCGUUUUGGUGAUACUAUGUCUUAUCUAGUGGCGUUGGCGGUACUCGUGGUGACGGUGGUGAUCUUCGGAUCGCGUUUUCUCGAAGUUUACAGACGCAAACGCAAAAUCGCCGAAGCCAUUGACUAUUAUCCGGGAGAAAAAUGGUACCCUAUCGUCGGAACCGGUCUGACGUUCAUGGCGACGAGCAGAGAAGACAUAUUCGACUUCAUGACGUCCAGGCACAAAAAGUACGGUCCGAUAUUUCGAAAUUGGCUGCAAGGGGAACCCAUUGUGCACAUCUGUAAGGCCGAACACGCCGAAUUGCUCCUGAAAAGCAACGUCAAUAUCGAUAAAGACAUGAGGUACCGCUAUUUCGCGCCUUGGCUGGGCACGGGACUUUUGCUCGGAGGCGGAAACAAGUGGAGGACCCACCGGAAACUGAUCACUCCCGCUUUCCACUUCAGCAUCUUGGACAAGUUCGCGGAAAUCUUUGCCGAAAGGGCCGACGACUUGGUGCACAUACUGGAGGACAAGGUAGGCAAGGGGUACUUCGACGUUAACCCCUACGUCACCAAGUGCGCGCUGGACAUCAUCGCGGAGACCUCCAUGGGGAAGAAGGUAAACGCGAUGAAAGACCCGAACUCCAAGUACCUGGACGCCAUUGCGAGGUUGUGCGAGAUUGCUUCCAGAAGGUACACGAAUCCCAUUUGGGCCAACGAUUUUCUUUUCAAGUUCACCGAACCUGGUAAAAGGUUCUUCGAGGCCUUAAACUACGUGAAUGGGAUUACGCUUAAGAUCAUUUCCGAGAAGAGGGCGCAAUUCGAAGAGACCAAGAGCACCAUCAGAGUCGACGAAUUCGGCAGAAAAGAACGACAGGCUUUCAUCGACCUCCUGCUCACUACGCAGGACCAAAAGCGCUUCACGGACGAAGAAAUCAUCGAAGAAGUAAAUACCUUCAUGUUCGCGGGCCAAGAUACCAGCUCGAUCACCACUGGUUUCACUUUGUUCGCGUUGGGCAACGAACCAGAGAUCCAAGCCAAAGUGCACGAAGAACUGGACGCUAUCUUCCAGGGAUCGGACCGUAUUAUCACGCCUCAAGACGUCGCGUCUAUGGACUACCUGGAUAGAGUGGUGAAGGAGACGAUGCGGUACUACUAUUUUGUACCGGAAAUCGGAAGACGUCUGUUGGAAGAACUGGUGUUGGACGGACAUCGCAUUCCCGCGGGUACCACAGUCAUCCUAGACCUCUACGAGUUACACCAUGACCCGGAGCACUUUCCGGAGCCUUUCAAAUUCGACCCGGAUAGAUUCCUCCCCGAAGAAGUAGCUAAGCGCCACGUCUACGCUUACGUCCCGUUUAGCGCUGGUCCCAGGAAUUGCGUAGGCCAGAAAUUCGGACUGCGUAACGCUAAAACGAUGCUGGCGUCCAUCUUGAGGAAAUUCAAGGUCAAGUCGCGCGACAAGCCGCAGGAUUUAAAGUACUACAUCGAGGCGGUGCUCAGGCCGCAGCAAGGUCUUCACAUCGAGUUGGAGCUGCGCAAUUGAAGCUCCACGCGCUUAUCUUAGUAUGCCGAUUAUUUAGGCAGCAUUGUACAUACAUAUGUAAUAUAUCGGUUUCGUUUC
This is a messenger RNA of Cylas formicarius (sweet potato weevil), 3380 nucleotides long. RefSeq lists its product as uncharacterized. Gene Ontology annotation, molecular function: oxidoreductase activity, acting on paired donors, with incorporation or reduction of molecular oxygen; heme binding; iron ion binding. Bases 228 to 3302 code for a protein of 1024 amino acids. The record is from RefSeq and is a predicted model, not a curated record. Lineage: Eukaryota; Metazoa; Arthropoda; Insecta; Coleoptera; Brentidae. The transcript has 15 exons.